Molecule: messenger RNA, 1044 nt
Organism: Ophidiomyces ophidiicola
Lineage: Eukaryota; Fungi; Ascomycota; Eurotiomycetes; Onygenales; Onygenaceae
Exons: 2
Coding region: 1-1044 (347 amino acids)
Cellular component (GO): mitochondrion
Molecular function (GO): zinc ion binding; oxidoreductase activity
Source: RefSeq, a predicted model, not a curated record
AUGCGCGCUGUUCAGGUUAAGGAAUAUGUCAAGGGCCCUCUUGAUCUUACGGUCGCAACCCUGCCAACGCCAUCUCCAUCGCCAAAUCAAUACUUAAUUCGGGUUCAUUCUGCCGGCACUAAUUUCUUCGACCUUCUCCAAAUCCAAGGCAAAUAUCAGCAUCAGCCACCACUUCCAUGGGUUUCCGGCGCAGAAUUUGCGGGAACAAUUCUCAGUACGCCUUCGGGCAGUAAGUCCCCAAAAUACAAGGUCGGUGACCGCGUUUUUGGGGCAAGCCAAGGUGCCUACGCUACACAUAUUUUGGCCGCAGAGCCUGCCUUAUUACCAGUUCCUACGAGCUGGAGCUUUGAAGAUGCAGCAGGGCUAUUCAUCACAGUACCAACAUCCUAUGGUGGCCUUGUACAUCGGGCUAAAGUUCAAAAAGGCGAUUGGGUUCUUGUUCAUGCGGCUGCCGGCGGUGUAGGACUUGCUGCUGUCCAGAUUGCGAAGGCAAAAGGUGCCACAGUAAUCGCUACAGCAGGAACUGAGAGAAAACGAGAGGUGGCGAAAGCCUUUGGAGCUGAUUAUACUAUCGAUUACCGGGAUCCCAAGUGGCCUGACGCGGUCAAGAAAUUGUGUGCGCAACACCGGACAGGAAAUGGCAAAGCGGGGGUUGAUAUUGUGUAUGAUCCAGUUGGCAUGAUCGAGCAGAGUCUCAAAUGCGUGGCAUGGAACGCGAGAUUGCUCGUGAUCGGUUUUGCUGGAGGUAAGAUCGAGAAAGUCGCCUUGAAUCGCGUGCUGUUGAAGAACGUGAGCCUGGUUGGUCUGCACUGGGGCCAAUACGUGAAUUUUGAAAAGGAAACAGUCGGUAUGGUGUGGAAAGGGAUCUUUGAUUUGAUCAAAGAGGGAAAAUUCAAGGGAACCAGCUUCACAGAUGAGAGCUUUGUUGGGCUGGACUCUCUACCAAAGGCCUUGCAGGCUCUCGGAGGAAGGGAGACCUGGGGGAAGGUGGUAGUCAAAAUUCUCGAUGAUGAUGACUCGGAACCUAGAUCAAACAAGUUAUAA